This is a messenger RNA of Eucalyptus grandis, 1422 nucleotides long. RefSeq names its product disease resistance protein RGA2. Gene Ontology annotation, biological process: defense response to other organism. The record is from RefSeq and is a predicted model, not a curated record. Lineage: Eukaryota; Viridiplantae; Streptophyta; Magnoliopsida; Myrtales; Myrtaceae. The coding region runs from base 1 to 1422 and encodes 473 amino acids. The transcript has 3 exons.
AUGUCUAAGGUUGUCUCUAGCAUCCUCGGACCUCUUCUGGAGAAACUAACUUCAUCAGCUGUUGAAGAAAUUCAACUGGUAGGGGGUGUCAAGGAUGACCAAGAAAAGCUCAAGAACAAGCUAGAGAUGAUUGAGAAGGUGCUUGCCAAUGCUGAGCAGAAGCAAACAAAAGAGGAAGCUAUGAGGCUUUGGUUGUCGAGACUUAAGGACUUUUGCUAUGAUGUGGAGGACGUGUUAGACGAAUUUGAAGCCAGGGCUUUGUGGAGGCAAGCAAGGUUGACCGAGUACUUGACCCUCAAAAGCAAGAACUAUGAGUUCAACAACUUGGAUCUGAUCCAACUGUGGAUCUCAAACGGGCUUAUCCAAUCUAGUGGAAAUAAUAAGGAGCUAGAAGAGAUUGGACGGCAGUACUUGGAGGAGCUGUGGUCGAGAUCCUUCUUCGAUUUUGUCCGGGAAGACUAUCCAUUUCUAUUCUUCCGAAUGCACGACCUCAUUCACGAACUUGCCAUUUCGGUGGCACAAACCGAAUUGUCCAACAUGAAAGUGCACGCGCAAGAUAUUUCCCCGAAGACUCGGCAUAUAUCGUUUCCCAACCCAUCUCGUAUACCAAGAGAUGAACUCCAUGGCUGCUUGAGCAAACUUAGCCGCAUUCGUACCAUCAUGCUUGAGGAUGGUUCCUCUGGGGAGUUCCUUUUGGAGAUGUGCAUUUCGCGAUUCAAGCACUUGCGAGUGCUAUGGCUAGAUUACUCUAGCUUUGACCUACUGCCUAGUUCCAUUGGCAGUCUAAAGCAUUUGAGGUUUCUUAGUUUGUGGGGCAAUUGGGAUAUCAAGAAACUCCCCGAUUCGAUCUGCAAGCUUCACAAUCUACAAUGCUUAGAUCUUGGCUUGUGCAUGGAACUUGAGGAAUUGCCUGCAAACAUUAAGAAUCUGAUCAGCCUCCCCGUUUUAUGUAUAACCACAAAACAACAACAUUUCCCGGAGAGGGGAAUAGGAUGCUUGACUUCUCUACGGUGGCUAUUGAUUGCAUCGUGCGAGAAUUUGGAAGCCUUGUUUGAUGAUAUCCAAUUGCUCACAUCGCUCCGUAAGAUGUUCAUCGUGCAUUGUCCGAAGAACUUGAAGCUGCCAGAAGACGAAAGUAAUGAACCACGCUCGAUGCUGAGCCUUCAAUCCUUCAUAUUCGAGGGAUUACCGGAGCUAGUUUAUUUCCCCAGGUGGCUCGAAGGUUCUACAAGUACACUACGGAGGAUAAAAAUUGUGAAUUGUCCCAAGUUGAGGGAAUUGCCCGAGUGGUUGCAAAAUUGUUCUUCUCUAAGAACACUGGAGAUUAAAGACUGUCCUAGAUUGUCCUCUUUACCGCACGGCAUUCGCCGCAUUCCUACAUUGACAGAGCUGUGGAUAACUAAUUGCGGGGGAAUCGAGUAG